Molecule: messenger RNA, 1746 nt
Organism: Durio zibethinus
Lineage: Eukaryota; Viridiplantae; Streptophyta; Magnoliopsida; Malvales; Malvaceae
Product: transcription elongation factor TFIIS-like
Biological process (GO): DNA-templated transcription; transcription elongation by RNA polymerase II
Cellular component (GO): nucleus
Molecular function (GO): nucleic acid binding; zinc ion binding
Source: RefSeq, a predicted model, not a curated record
AUUUCCAAAAUCCCCAUCCCUAAGUUUCUGCCCUGAUCUUGACCUAGUCCGGUCCAAAACACCAAACCAAACGAAAUAAAACAAAUCAAAAUCGAAACGUUUCUCUUUCCUUCUCGGUUUUGAUCUCUCUUCAAAAUAUCCUUACAAGAAGUGAGGGAGAGGAAACCCUACAGAUCUCUUUAUCUUUCUUCACUCUAGGUUAUUCCGCUUUGGCGAAUGGAGAGGGAGCUGGUGGAUUUGUUCGAGGCCGCCAAGAAAGCUGCUGAUUUGGUUGCCUCCGAUGCCGUUUCCUCCAACGGCCCUGAAGUUUCCAGAUGCGUUGACGCCUUGAAACAGCUCAAGGCUUUCCCCGUCACUUACGAUAUUCUUGUUUCCACUCAGGUUGGAAAAAGGCUUCGACCUCUCACAAAACAUCCUAGGGAGAAGAUCCAUACUGUGGCUUCUGACUUGCUUGAGUUAUGGAAAAAAAUUGUUAUUGAAGAGACUACCAAGACUAAGAAAAAUGGCACCACUAGUACUGUCAAGGUUGAGAAAAUUCAGAAGCCCAGUGCUGUGAAGGCUGAAAAGCUCUCCAAUACAGAAACCGUAAAGGUUGAGAAAACAUCUAAAGGUGAUUCAACAAAGCCCAUCAAAGUUGAGAAAAAGGAAGCAAAUGGAGAUACUGCAAUGGCUGAGAAGACACACCGAGGAGAGACUGGUAAGGUUGAAAAGGUUUAUAAUGAUGAGAGACAAAUGUCGAAUGUGAAGAAACCAUCACAGCCACCUGCUGGUCCUCCGAAGCUGACAUCAUUGGUCAAAUGUAAUGAUCCUUUGCGUGACAAAUUUCGGGAGAUUCUUGUAGAAGCCUUGUCUAAAGUUCCCAGUGAGACUGAUGAGGACAUGUUGGAUCAAGUGAAUGCUUGUGAUCCCAUCCGGGUUGCUGUAUCUGUAGAAUCUGUGAUGUUUGAGAAGAUGGGUAAAUCAAAUGGCCCCCAGAAAUUUAAGUACAGAUCUAUAAUGUUCAACGUGAAGGAUCCAAACAAUCCAGAUUUAAGGAGGAAGGUUCUUCUGGGAGAAGUGAAGCCGGAUAGGCUUAUUACUAUGACCCCAGAGGAAAUGGCCAGUGAGCAAAGGCAACGUGAAAAUAAAGAAAUAAAAGAAAGAGCUUUAUUUGAUUGUGAGCGUGGUGGUGCACCAAAGGCCACAACUGAUCAAUUUAAGUGUGGUCGUUGUGGUCAACGCAAGACCACAUACUAUCAAAUGCAGACAAGGAGUGCAGAUGAACCUAUGACAACCUAUGUAACGUGUGUAAACUGCAACAACCAUUGGAAGUUCUGUUAGUGGAAUCUGGAGAUUCUUCAUUCAUUAGGGUUGAUCAUCUUGGAAACUUCAUUCUGUUUGUCUUGAGUUUGUGGUCAUUGACUUUAAAGUAAUCUUUCGUUCAUAUUUAUCUGCUAUAGGGACUUUCUUAAGGAUAACUAGGUAUUAGAGGGAUGAUUGUUGCAAAAUCAUCACUCAGCUGUUUCACAUCUUGUGGCAAAGAUGAGCUUGGAUGCAACCAGAGGCUUUGGCUAUUUCUUUAUGUCAGUCUCUGUUUGUCGAAGGCAUUUCAUGUGAAGUGCCUAAUGCUUGUUCUUUUAUCGUAGCCCCUUUAGAUGAUGUAUUUGAUUCGAAAGGGUAGGGAGGAUGCUGGGAGUAGAAUUAGGACUCUUUAAUUUCUUAGUGCACCAACAACAAUCCUAUAAAGGCAUGCUUUAAUUUUUCCAA